This is a messenger RNA of Lactuca virosa, 1074 nucleotides long. NCBI's taxonomy places the organism in Eukaryota, Viridiplantae, Streptophyta, Magnoliopsida, Asterales, Asteraceae. The record is from the annotation of a GenBank genome assembly.
UCAAGUCACCGCUCUACACGAAACCAAUCCAAAAUUCUUCCAAAUUCUCUUUUCCAUUCGCAUAAACUGUGUGGAAAUAUUUGAUUCAGCCGCGUUUCAGAUUGCGAGGAGAAGGAAUCCAUGACGAUGGCGUGCAGAGCACUAUUUCGAACUGUGAUGCUCACGGAGCCAUGGCGAACUUCCCCUAAUCGUACCUCAUUUACGUUAUCCUUAGCCAAUCAGAAAUCCAGAAAACCAACUUCGAAUUCCAGAUGUGGAUGUAGAAUCGUUACACAAGUUGGAGAUAUAUGUGCUGAAAGACGAAUACAUCACCGGGUUAAUUGCUCUCAUGAGGAGAACCUUCCGUCCUCGUCUACCGAGAGUGACCAGGAACCUCCUCAAGAAGCCGUUCUCAAGGCUAUUUCAGAAGUUUCAAAGACCGAAGGUAGAGUUGGACAAACCACAAACAUGGUUCUUGGAGGUACAGUCACUGAUGAUUCAACAGACGAGUGGCUCACUCUUGAUCAGAAGGUAAACACUUACCCAACAGUAAGAGGGUUUACAGCAAUUGGAACCGGAGGUGAUGAUUUUGUCCAAGCAAUGGUAGUUGCUGUCGAGUCUGUCCUUCAACAUCCAAUCCCACUGGGGCAGGUGAAGCAGAAAAUGUCAUCUGGUGGCAAGUAUGUCUCGGUCAACAUUGGACCUGUUCAAGUUGUUUCUAGCGAGCAGGUUCAAGCUGUUUAUAAUGCCAUGAGGAGAGAUGAUCGAAUGAAAUACUUUCUGUAGCCUAUAUCUCUUCACUCUUCACUUUACAUAUAUGCAUGGAAAGUCAAACACUUUGACUACAUUGGUCACGGGGCUUUUUUUGGAAAUCUGCAUUAAGAUUAGAACCGGGAUCCAUUUUAUUAGCCAAAACCUGAUGGUAAUUCAAGGGUUAUUAGUAAAUUACCUUGUUUAUCAAGUCAAGUGUUCUCAAUUGUUAAUUCUCUGAUUAGAUAAUGUUCGGUUAUUUAACUUUCCUUACUUGUGGUAUUGUUGCAACUUUUAUGUUUGGGAAUUACGGUUGUUCCUGUUACCACAAUAGCUUAUGUAUAA